UGGUAAAGAGAGUAAAGAGAGGUAAAGAGAGGUAAAGAGAGAGAGAGAGCCGGAGUCUUCAGUCCCGCGGAGGGAACAGAGAGGGACAGACGCAGGAAAAUCACAGAUGAAAAGACAAUAAAAACAAAAAUAAACUAAUCUUCUUUUUCUUCUUCUUUUUCUCUCUUUUCUGCUCGAACAUGGCGGGAUCUUCCAACACCCCUCUGUCCCGGACCUCCACCCCUCCCACCGACCCUCUCUUCCACUCCGACCCGCUCUACAGCGCUCCCAACCCGGCCAGCUCCCCGCGCCUCCCCGCCGCUCGCCCGGCCGGAGCCUUCCUGAGCGGCAGAGUCCCGGUGAGCGUGAACGGGACGAGCGGCGGCGGCUGCGGGGCUGCGGCUCCGCACACCGAGUGUAUGAUGGUGGAAGUUCACGGCGUGAAGGUGGCGUCGUUCACGGUGAACGGCGUGGAGCUGAUCUGCCUUCCGCAGGUGUUCGAGCUGUUCCUGAAGCACCUGGUGGGCGGACUGCACACCGUGUACACCAAGCUGAAGCGGCUGGACAUCAGCCCGGUGGUCUGCACCGUGGAGCAGGUGCGCGUCCUGCGGGGGCUCGGAGCCAUCCAGCCCGGAGUCAACCGCUGCAAGCUCAUCACCAGGGCCGACUUCGAGACGCUGUACCGGGACUGCACCAACGCCAGCUCUCGACCAGGUCGUCCUCCGAAGCGAACCCUGGGCGUGGCCACGGUGACCGACGGCUCCAGACUCCUCUCACACGGUCUGAUAAGCCCCGCCCUGCUGUCACAAACAGGUCUGACGGCGGCGGCGAUGGCCGAGGCGCUGAAGCUGCAGAAGAUGAGGAUGAUGAUGGGUUUCCAUGGCAACUGUGAUCAGCAGCAACAUCACAACAACGGUGCCGAGUCUGACAACGACACGGGAGGCAGUGAAGCAUCCUGGGAGAAGGAGCGGCGCCUCCUGUCUCCUCCACCCUCCUCCGUUGUGGCUCCUCCUCCUGGUUCGGCGUCUCUCCACCUCAACACUCUGCAGCAGCACAGCACCCUAUUGGCCAACCGUCUGUCAGAACUUCCUUUUAUGGUCAUGCCACACCCCCUCCUCCCUGUGGGCUUGCCCCCAGCCAGUGUUGCCAUGGCGAUGAACCAGAUGAGUCACCUGAGCGGUUUGGCAAACAUGGCCGCCAUGUCACAUGUUCAGAGAGAGGAAAGCAAGGAGUCUCCUCUGAGAAGCCCCUCCCCCAGUGAUGAUGAGCUCCGCCCCCAAGAACCAACCAGCCAAUCACCUUCCAGAGCAUCUUCAUCCUCGUCAUCAUCACCUCCUCCUCCAGCACGCACACCAGAGCCGGACGGCGAGUUUGCAGAGCGAGAACACAACACGAAGAAGGUGCUGAAAGAAAAAGAUGACAGCCUGUUGCCCCUCCCCCUCCUCAAACCAACCUAUGAGAAGCUGCCGCUCACCUCUCAGCCACUGUCAAUCAACCACGCAAAUCCCGCCUUCGGCCCGUUCCUGUUGGCUGAGGGUCUGUCGUCCAUGGAGACCCUGCUGACCAACAUACAGGGUCUCCUGAAGGUGGCGGUGCAGAGCGCUCGUUCUCAUGACAAACAGAACCAGAUGGAGAGGAAAGAGUUAAAACUGGAGCUGGAGAGAGAGAGAGACGCCAGGCAGACACUACAGAGACAGCUGAGCUCCGAACUGCAGAGCAGAGUGUCGAUCCAGCGGCGGCUGAAGAAGGAGAAGAAGGCGAAGAGGAAGCUGCAGGAGGCGCUGGACUUUGAGUCGAGGAGGAGAGAGCAGGUGGAGAGAGCACUCAAACACUCGGAUUCCCUCACAGGUCUUCCUGAGAACGAGCUGGAGAACCAGCAGGAGAACUCAGCGGCUCGAGAGAACCGAGUCUUCAUCAAACCUCCUCUCCUCUUCUGAGACCUCAGACCGGAUGAAGGCUCAGACUCAGACUCAGACUGGACCACUAAACAACACCAGAGGAACUCAAACUCCCAUCAGCCACUUCUGUUUCUGCUUCCUGUUUAUAAAGAUUAUUAUUGUUAUUAAAGAGAACAGCAUCAUGUCACCUUGAAGGGGGAGGAGUUUAAAUGUCACAUGACCACUUAUGAUGUCAUCAGGUGGAAUACCUGCAGGACUGUUUAUCUUCAGGGCCCCCAGCUGGAUCUGAACCAGGGGGACAAGACUGACCUGGACUCUGCUGAAUACAGGUGUCGUAGUUCCCACCUGUAGAGGGCGGAGUCACACCUCUUUUUAUAAACGUGUAUUUAAUGUUUGUAAACUUCUGUAGAACUUUAGUCUUUGGUAGUUAGUCGCAGUACUGAUACUACUGCUGUAGUACUUAACAUGUAGUAGUGGAAAUACUGUCACAGUGCAUUUACUGGGAUUUUCACCAGAAGGAGCUCUGACCGUUAACGAGUUCUGAUCCUUAACGAGUUCUGAUCCUUAACGAGCUCUGACCCGUAACAAGUUCUGAUCCUUAACAAGUUCUGAUCCUUAACGAGCUCUGACCCGUAACAAGUUCUGAUCCUUAACGAGCUCUGACCCGUGACAAGUUCUGAUCCUUAACGAGCUCUGACCCUUAACGAGCUCUGACCCGUAACAAGUUCUGAUCCUUAACAAGUUCUGAUCCUUAACGAGCUCUGACCCGUAACGAGUUCUGAUCCUUAACAAGCUCUGACCCGUAACAAGUUCUGACCCUUAACAAGUUCUGAUCCUUAACGAGCUCUGACCCUUAACAAGUUCUGACCCUUAACGAGCUCUGACCCGUAACAAGUUCUGAUCCUUAACGAGCUCUGACCCGUAACAAGUUCUGAUCCUUAACGAGUUCUGACCCUUAACGAGCUCUGACCCGUAACAAGUUCUGACCCUUAACAAGUUCUGACCCUUAACGAGCUCUGACCCGUAACAAGUUCUGAUCCUUAACAAGUUCUGACCCUUAACGAGUUCUGACCCGUAACGAGUUCUGAUCCUUAACAAGUUCUGACCCUUAACAAGCUCUGACCCGUAACGAGCUCUGACCCGUAACAAGUUCUGAUCCUUAAUGAGCUCUGACCCUUAACGAGCUCUGACCCGUAACGGGCUCUGACUCUUAACAAGUUCUGACCCUUAACAAGCUCUGACCUUUAACGAGCUCUGACCCUUAACGAGUUCUGACCCGUAACGAGCUCUGACCCGUAACAAGUUCUGACCCUUAACAAGCUCUGACCCGUAACGGGCUCUGACUCUUAACAAGUUCUGAUCCUUAACGAGUUCUGAUCCUUAACGAGCUCUGAUCCUUAACGAGCUCUGAUCCUUAACGAGCUCUGACCCGUAACGGGCUCUGACUCUUAACAAGUUCUGACCCUUAACGAGCUCUGACCUUUAACGAGCUCUGACCCGUAACGGGCUCUGACCCUUAACGAGCUCUGACCCGUAACAAGUUCUGACCCUUAACAAGCUCUGACCCGUAACGGGCUCUGACUCUUAACAAGUUCUGAUCCUUAAUGAGUUCUGAUCCUUAACGAGCUCUGACCCGUAACAGGCUCUGACUCUUAACAAGUUCUGGCCCUUAACGAGCUCUGACUCUUAACAAGCUCUGACCCUUAACGAGGCAGCCGUUAGUCUUCCAGCUGAUUGGUUGUCUGUUUUCUUCUUGUUGUAAAUACUGAACCGAGCAGGAACCGGAUUCUACACAGAACCUGAAGUUUUAAUCUUUGAAAAGGUCAUGAUGAGGUCACAAUGAGGUCAUGAUGAGGUCACAAUGAGGUCAUGAUGAGGUCACCAGUCCAGUUGUAUUUUUCUAUAAUCUGGUUUUAAUAAAAAUAAAUAAUCUGA
Micropterus salmoides (largemouth bass) is the source of this 3812-nucleotide messenger RNA. RefSeq names its product dachshund a (gene dacha). Lineage: Eukaryota; Metazoa; Chordata; Actinopteri; Centrarchiformes; Centrarchidae. The transcript has 12 exons. The coding region runs from base 180 to 1916 and encodes 578 amino acids. The record is from RefSeq and is a predicted model, not a curated record.